Molecule: messenger RNA, 1650 nt
Organism: Zeugodacus cucurbitae (melon fly)
Lineage: Eukaryota; Metazoa; Arthropoda; Insecta; Diptera; Tephritidae
Product: snRNA-activating protein complex subunit 3
Exons: 2
Coding region: 168-1367 (399 amino acids)
Biological process (GO): snRNA transcription by RNA polymerase III; snRNA transcription by RNA polymerase II
Cellular component (GO): snRNA-activating protein complex; transcription factor TFIIIC complex
Molecular function (GO): bent DNA binding; RNA polymerase III type 3 promoter sequence-specific DNA binding; core promoter sequence-specific DNA binding
Source: RefSeq, a predicted model, not a curated record
AUUGUCACAAAUAUGUCUCCAGAAAAAAGUGAUGACAUUGAGCAAGAGCAGCAUAAAAUUCAGUCUGAGGAUGAUAAACUACGAAUUAAAAUAUCAUAUGAAGAUGCUAUAAAACAGUUCCAAUCAUGUGAUGAUAACAUAAAACAAUAUUUAAUAUUUAAGCCACAAUGGAGGAAAUACUAGGUCAGGAGAUGCGUCCACCGUUGAUUCUUCGAAAGUUUUUAGAGGAUUGGAAAACGGUUCUUGAAUCAAUGGUGAUACCAAAAACUGAAUGUGAUAUACAAAAUGCUAUGAAUUUAUCAGAAAAUGAGCAGCGUUUUAGCGAGAUUGUUGCAGAGUGUUCGUUAGAUAAAUUAGACCAAGAAAAUGACGUAAAUAUUAUUAAAUAUGAACCAGGCGUUACAAAUUCUGCGCGUAUUCCAAUAAUUGUGGAUGACACGAACUUAAAGUCAUACAAUGAGCUGGUUAAGGGUAAGAACAAUAACAGUCAAAAUCGAAAUCCGUUUAAACGUUCACGAGAAACAUAUGCCAUGGUGCCACUCCCUCGUACGCUGCAAAAUGAAAAAUAUGAUUCCUGUGACUUUUACAAUGAUAUACUUAUUAAGAUACGCAUUUAUAGACCUGCACGUGUUGUACACACCAGUAAAAGUUUAGAAAAACCAGUAUUUGCCGAGGAGUUCGAGUGUCUGGGGUCAAAUUAUCUUAGUGAUUUGCGUGACAAAAUUUCUUGUGUCUGUAAAAAGAAACGGUUUUUCGAUGUUAGCGAUAACCCAACAGCUGAAUUGCCAGUGAAGACAACGGAUCCAGCUUAUUUUUUCAUAAACAAUACUUUUUACAAUGACCAGCGCAAUCCCGAUAAUCCUGAUUAUUCAGAAGUUAUCCGAAAUUGGGCUAAGAAGGCGAUUGGUCUGAAGGAUUUAAACUUUGAUGUGGCACAAAUGGAAACAACUCGUUUCUUAGAUUUAACCGUUAGUAUAGGUUUCCCACAAUUAUAUCAACAUCACGGCAACUGCGAACAUGUUUUUGUCUUCUCCCAGAUUGAAGUACUGAAACCUGGAGGGACAUGCGUGCAGCGCCAAAUGUAUCCUCGACUCUGUUCAUUUGGAUGUUAUAAUAAUCGUGUUUGCAACAUGUGUGGCACACGUCAGUGUACCUUCAUUGUAACAAAAAGUGAUCGUCAACUACACGAUCCAGCCUAUGUGUGCAACAAGUGUUUUUUUGAUUACCAUUAUAUAGAUGGCAACAAAAUAGGUAAUUUUCGGGCGUACAAAGUAAAUGAGUAUAAUGAUGAGGAAGAACUAACAGAGUAUAUAAAAAAAUCGAGAGUUGAAGAGGACUAUGCCUCUGAUGAAAAUGAAGUGAAUUAAGAAAAUAGUUUGCAUUAAAUAUUCUAAUAAUUAUUGCUAUGAAUAUUGUACUACAUUAUUAAAAUACAAAUAUUUAUAAAUUCGUAUGUACACUUAUCCAUAAAAACGUUUAAUUUUAUAUAAAUCAUUCUCGUUAGAAAAUAUAUAUAUUAAAACAUAUGGUGUAUAUUUAUGAUUUUAUUUAAUUAUAAUUUAAUAUGUAUGUUUAUAUGUUCUGACAGCAAACGUACUACUUUUAAGAAGAAUAAAAAACUUGGUUAGAACUAAAAAAAUAAAUUAAGGA